Molecule: messenger RNA, 1621 nt
Organism: Dendrobium catenatum
Lineage: Eukaryota; Viridiplantae; Streptophyta; Magnoliopsida; Asparagales; Orchidaceae
Product: alpha-taxilin
Exons: 12
Coding region: 113-1447 (444 amino acids)
Molecular function (GO): syntaxin binding
Source: RefSeq, a predicted model, not a curated record
AAUAUUGCAACCUGCAAACGAGUCUAACUAGACGUAAUGGAUGGGUAUUCUAAAUGGAGGAGUUUUACCUAAACUCCACUUGCUAAUCAUUUCGGAUCAGCUCCGCUAGAACAUGGAAACCCACCCGGCGAACCGUCUACCGGAGGCAGACUCGCUUCCGGACGGGUUCGUCGAGAGCUCUGCGGAGGCGCCGCCUGCUGCCAAUUCGCACGAGUCUCCGCGUGAUCGAUCAGGUCGGCUGGGAGAUGGAUCGCCGGUCUUUAGGACGGCUGUGGAUGAUCUGAGGAGCGAUGGAGCACCAGAAAGCGUGGAAAUGAUAAGUACUAAUGCUGCAUUCAAUGAUUCUGUUGAUGUAGACGCACCGGAUGCCAGUAGCUCUCUGGAUUACAAAGAGGUGGAACUCUUACAGGACACGGGUCCAUCUUAUAAAGACGAGCAAGAGCAUUCUCAUAGUUCCGUGUUAGGCACUGAAGGAGGUUUAGAGUUGCAUGCCUGUAGCCUAAAGGAAAGCCAUACAGAAGAACACACUGGGUCCUUGACAUGCCAAAAUAAACAAGAAACUAUAGAAGUGAAACGCAAGGCUGGCAAACACAGCUCAAAGCUAGAAAAGGAGCUCGUGGAGUUAACUUUGAAAUAUCAAAAAGUUAUUUCCGAAAGAGAUGCAGCUGUUGCGGUGCGGGAUAGACUAGAGUCACUUUGUCGGGAGCUACAACGUCAGAAUAAAAUUCUAAUGGAAGAGUGCCAACGGGUAUCAACAGAAGGGCAAAAUAUGAGAUUGGAUCUGUCUAAGAAAUUUAAUGAUGCAAUUAAGGAUGUAAACAGUAAGCUUGAAGAGCAGAAACAUGACUGUCUUUCUCAAUUGAAAGAGAAUGAGAUGCUAAGGAACAAACUAGUACUUCUUGCUGACCAAUAUUCUCUUUCUGAGCAACAAUUCGCUCAAAAGCUAAAGCAGAAAACACUUGAACUUCAGCUUGUUGACCUAAAGAUGCAGCAGCAGCAAGAGAGGUCAGUUCAGGAGCAAUCCCAGAUGCAGUCGUAUGUUGAACAGGUAACCCAAUUGUUGGAAACUGAGAAGAAUUUAAGAUUACAGCUAGCUGCUGAUGGAGAAAAAUUUCAGCAAUUUCAGGAUGCAUUGAUGAAAAGCAACGAGGUCUUUGAAACAUUCAAGCAGGAAAUGGAAAAGAUGGCGAAGUUAAUAAAGGAGCUUAAGAAGGAAAAUGAAUUUUUGAAGAGCAAAUGCGAGAAGUCGGACAUUGCACUUGUAAAACUUGUGGAAGAGCGUGAACAUAUGAAAAAGAAAGUUGAGAAAUCAAAAAAUCAGAAGGAAAAGCUGGAGUCUUUAUGCCGGUUACUACACGCAGAGAUAAAACAGAACUUGGUGGGGACUAACAACAUUGAUUCAAAUAGCAUGCAAGCUAAAGCAGAUUCCACAAACGCAACCAUCUAAAAGCAGAAUAUUUUCUUAUACUUUUUUGGCUUCAGGUGUUUGGAAAGAAAUUACGAACUGGAGAAAUAUUGUGAGUUUAUGGCUUGUCAAUUACCUUUUACAUACAAUUUAGUUUAUAGACCAAAAAAUUUAUUAUCUUAAUAGAAUUUAUUUAGUAUUCAUUCAAGUUUCUAA